AUGGAUGUGAUAGCAAAAGACUUAUCACAUCACUACGGAGGAAAAGAAUUAAGCCUUUUCCUCUAUGUCAAUAACACUCAGAUACAACCAACGCUUUUAGCGUUGCCAACCGUGGAACAUUUAGCAUCUCGUGGAUUACCAUUUAGAGGCACUGAGGACAAAUUUGGCUCUCCACGAUCUGGUAAUUAUGUAAUGGCUUUAAAACUGAUAGCUGAAUUUGACCCUUUUUUAACAGAAAAUAUCAAGCUUCAUGGAAAUAAAGGUAGUGGAACAACGGCGUAUAUUUCAUCUUUUGUUUGUGAAGAGUUUAUUCACAUUAUUGGAAACAACGUAGUGUAUGAAAUAGUAAAUAAAGGUAAGCUAGCCAAAUACUUUUCAAAUAGCGUAGAUUCAACUCCAGAUGUAGCUUACUCUGACCAACUAACGUUUAUAAUAAGAUAUGUAUCUGAAAACUGUUUACCAGAAGAAGAUUUCCUUAAAUUCAUUCCAAGUUGUGGUCACAAAGGAGAAGAUAUGGUUACUGCGAUUUUAGAUGUCUUAGCUGAAUACGACCUGGAUGUAAAAAACUGCCGUGGUCAGUCAUAUGAAAAUGCGAGCAAAAUGUCAGGAUUAUAUUCAGGAGUUCAAGCGAGAAUUUUGGUGUUGGUUUCUCUGGUUGUUUACGUUCCAUGUGCACCACAUUCGCUCAAUAUUGUGGGAACAAAUACUGUCAAAAGUUCAUCAAUGCCUCAAUCUUCUGUCGUGAAAAACCUAUCGAAAACUAGAUGGUCUGAUCAAGCUGAUGCAUGCAAAAGUGUAUGUCAAUCCUGGAAUGAAAUUUUGAAUGCCUUGUCUCAUAUUGCGAACGAUGAAUGUCAGAAACCUGACACUCGCCAAGAAGCGUUAGAUCUUCACAAUUCUCUCAACAGCCUUGACAACUGCCUCAUUGACCUUCUAUGGAAUGAUAUCCUCGAAGGAUUUAGAGUGGUUAGCAAAGCGCUCCAGGCUCAGGAUUGUCAUAUAAUUCUAGUCGUUGAAUUAUAUCAGAACUUAAUAACAUACGUUACGAACAAUGGGACUGAAUUUGAUAGUUACGAUGAAAAGGCUAAAAAUAUGUGUAAACAGACUUCAUACAAGCAAGAUAAUUCAAGAAAGCGACUAAGGAAGUCGCACUUUGAAGAAACAACAGGAACAGAAUUGGUAGUUGAAUUACAGAGACGAUGCAAAGCAUACGAGUUACUACAAGACAGAUUCGCUUUCUUGACACUGCUGCAGACCAAAAAGAGUGAUGAAAUAAAAAAAGACUGCCAAAAGUUCUUUUCGACAUAUCCGAAUGAUUUGGGAGAGGUAUUGAAGUCCGAAUGUCUUCAUCUAAGCGCACACUUGAAGACAUUGAGAAUUGAAAAAGUUUCGGCAACUAAUCUGUCUGCUAUGUUCUCAGAAAAAGGGCUUAUGGUUGUCUAUCCCAAUUUCAACAUAGCACUGCGCAUGUAA
Molecule: messenger RNA, 1473 nt
Organism: Belonocnema kinseyi
Lineage: Eukaryota; Metazoa; Arthropoda; Insecta; Hymenoptera; Cynipidae
Exons: 4
Coding region: 1-1473 (490 amino acids)
Source: RefSeq, a predicted model, not a curated record